CUUGAAGGCUUCCUGUAAGUUCUGGGGUUCUGCUUUCAGGUUCAGUUCUGUGCCCUACUGCUUGACUGCACUGCCCCUUACAGUUCUCUAGUUGUAGUCCAAAACAUCUGGAUAGCACCAGGUUGGGGAAGGCUGCUGUAGGUCAUUGCUCAUAAGUGUAAUGACAAAGGCCCAUCUGCUUCCUCUUCCUCGAAAGCUCUAUGCCAUGUACUGCCAGAAGUGAAAAAUGGCUAAAUGCAAUGGUUUAAGAAAAGUACCCUUUUUAUUGUUGGAAGAUGUAUACAUACAGAGAAAUCAGAGUGCUUGACCGCAUUCUCUGUACAGCAACAGUUCUGGGAAUUGGCUGCUCUAUUCUAAUAAAAAGCUGUAUUACUCUAAGAGCUGCUUCCUCAGAUUCUGCUUGCAUUCUGGAAGUAGGCUGCUGAGCAUAGUUGGAGACAUUUAUAUAUUUAAAAAAUAAACAUUUCAUCACCUUGACAGUUGUGGGACAGGACAGAAGCUUACAAUCUGGUAUCUGGGGGGUCGAGCCCCCCCGAUGAAAACAGAGCUUUGGGGGAGAAAAGAAGACUGCUUCUCUGUAGCUGUGUGAGAAGCCCUGCGAUGGCAGCUGCAGUUGCCACCAAGACAGCUUGGAAGCUGCAGGAAAUCACUGCUCACAGCAGCAAUGUUUCUUCCCUUGUGCUGGGCAAAGGUUCAGGCCGGCUGUUGGCAACUGGUGGAGAUGAUUGCCGCGUUAAUAUCUGGUCCCUUAACAAGCCAAACUGCAUUAUGAGUCUAACGGGUCACACAACACCGGUGGAGAGUGUGAAGAUUAAUACGAAUGAGGAGCUGAUUGUUGCAGGGUCCCAGUCAGGCUCCAUUCGGAUCUGGGAUCUGGAAGCUGCCAAAAUUCUCCGUACCUUAAUGGGCCACAAAGCAAAUAUCUGCAGCCUAGAUUUCCAUCCUUUUGGAGGCUUUGUAGCUUCAGGAUCCAUGGACACCAACAUUAAGCUUUGGGAUGUGAGAAGAAAGGGUUGCGUCUUCAGGUACAAGGGUCACACACAAGCAGUUCGGUGUCUCCGAUUCAGCCCUGAUGGCAAAUGGCUGGCAUCAUCUGCAGAUGAUCACACAGUGAAGUUGUGGGACCUGUCUGCUGGGAAGAUCAUGUUCGAGUUCACGGGACACACAGGGCCAGUCAACGUUGUAGAAUUCCAUCCCAAUGAAUACCUUUUGGCCUCAGGUAGCUCUGACAGAACUGUCAGGUUCUGGGACUUGGAGAAGUUCCAGGUAGUGAGCUGCAUUGAAGAAGAUGCCACUCCUGUCAGGUGUGUGCUGUUUAACCCUGAUGGCUGCUGCUUGUAUGCUGGCUGCCACGAUUCCCUGAGAGUGUAUGGCUGGGAGCCUGAGCGCUGUUUUGAUGUGGUCUUGGUGAACUGGGGCAAAGUGGCUGAUUUGUCUAUCUGUAACAACCAAUUGAUUGGUGUUUCUUUCACACAAAGUACAGUCUCUUCAUUUGUUGUGGACCUCAGCAGAGUCACAAAAUAUGGGUCUGGCCUCCAUGGACUGAUGAAGGAUGACAAGCCUCUUGCUCAGCCCAUGCCUGUGGGCUCUUCCCUUCGACGCAUCUAUGAUAGGCCAUCAACUACAUGCAGCAAACCCCAAAGGGUGAAACACAACUCAGAGAGUGAGAGGCGUAGUCCAAGCAGUGAGGAUGACAGGGAAGAUAAGGAAUCCACUGCAGAGAUCCAGAACCCAGAAGACUACAAAGAGAUUUUCCAGCCAAAGAAUUCCAUCACUCGAACUCCACCCCACAAGAGCGAGCCUUUUCCUGCUCCUCCAGAGGAUGAGCCCAUGCUUGCCAAAGAAGCCUCAAAGUCCAGUCAAGUGGUGGAUAUUCAGACUCCAUCGCCAAGCCAAGAGAAUCAGCUUGACCCUAUUCAGAGGCCACCAAUAGCUUCCUCAACCCCCAAGACCAAGGUGGAGCCAUCUGUGAUCCCUGCUGCCAGGAAUGAGCCUAUCGGGCUGAAGGCCUCUGACUUCUUGCCGGCUGUGAAGAACCAAAACCUGACAGAGAUUGUGGAUGAAGAGGCCAUGUCCCAAAUCCGGAAGGGCCAUGAGACCAUGUGUGUGGUGCUUACAAGCCGCCACAAGAACUUGGAUACAGUGAGGGCUGUGUGGACCACUGGAGACAUCAAGACAUCUGUGGACUCGGCAGUGGCCAUCAAUGACCUUUCUGUUGUGGUGGACCUCCUGAACGUUGUCAACCAGAAGGCGUCUCUUUGGAAGCUGGAUCUGUGCACAGUCAUCUUGCCUCAGAUAGAGAAACUUCUGCAAAGCAAAUAUGAAAGUUAUGUCCAAACAGGCUGCACGUCUCUCAAGUUGAUCCUGCAGAGGUUUCUGCCCCUCAUCACAGACAUCCUUGCUGCACCGCCAUCCGUGGGGGUAGACAUUAGCAGAGAGGAGAGGCUCUACAAAUGCCGUCUGUGUUACAAGCAGCUUAAAAACAUCAGCAACAUAAUCAAGAACAAAUCUGGACUCAGUGGCCGCCAUGGCAGUGCCUUCCGUGAGCUGCAUCUCCUGAUGGCUGUCCUUGAGUGACGGUGAUGGCGUCUGCCGCCCACACACAUACCACCAGGGGCUCAUCUUCCCUCCAUGGCCUCUCACUCCAGCCCGCUGUGGGUAGUUUUGUUUGGUGUCCAUCUCUCCACAUUCUUGUGGGGGGGGGGUGUGGCACUGAUGGACUGGCUGCUCCAACUUCAGUGCCUUACAGGCUAGUUGGCAAACCAGACUAUUCUGCUCUGGCACAGUCCACCUCCUUUGGGCAUAUACACCCCCGUUUUUGGAGGGGGCUGGGAAUGCAGUAGCAGAAUCCAACCAUGGACAGCAUCCCUUCAUCUGGGCAACCAGCAGUGCUUGGGACCAAGUCUUUAUUUAAUGGUGAGCCCUGCACUGCUUCCUUUCCAGUCUCGCUGCUGUGGGACUUGAGCUAGGAGUGGGUGAGGCUGGAUCUGUCUGAUCGCCUCAUUCCUGUAAUGCAGUUUUGCUCUGUCCUUUGCACUUGUCUUUUGGGCUGGAGGAGUUGAGCCAACCUCUGCUGACAUUUGAUGGGUCUGCCCAGACCCUCCUGCUUUUCUCCAUGGUGGAUGUCUCGGUACUGCACCAUGGGCUGCUCUUUCCCCUCCAUCUCAUGUUAACACGCUGCAGCCUGCCGUUCAUAAACGGCUAACUUAUAACAAAUUUCAUUAAAACAUUUGAAACUUUGUUUUAGAAGACUUUGUAGAGUUUUGUGUCUUUCCCCUUCUGCAGCUCAUAAUUUUGUUGAGGUUAAAGAUUAAUAUUUUCAUUUUAACCUAUCCAUAAAGAAAGUCUUAAAUGGUUUGCUUUAUAUGUUCCUCCCUUCUCUCAAUCAAAAUGAAAGUGUUUUCACCCAAAUGUUUACAACAGCAGUAAUGACCUGCAGCCAAUGAGUUUAUUGUUUUAUAUAGUACGUGUGCCUAAAAGGAUCUUUAACAGUUGCCCGUUCCAUGUAGCACUCUGUUUUGGUGCACCCAAUAGAAGAUAGAUACAGGAUAGGUCUCAGUGCUUUAUUCACACUUUACAACUCUGAUAAGCAACACUCCAUGCUUGCACGUAAGUCCACACACAAAACUAUUGACCUGAUACCUGAACAAACAGUUUACCAUUCCACGCAGACAGCAUUAACCUUCCAACAGGAUGAUCAGUCCAGCUAGCCAGGUAAUAAUCUUACCAGCCAAGGGGCUUGUUGUAUUUAGACGCGAUGCAGCUCCUUUCAGAUGGGUAUGAGGUCAUGUCUUUCUCCAUUUCCAUUACUAUCACUGGUUGCUUGUAUGGCUUGUUCCACCUACUUUGCCCCAGGCAUUCCCCUUGGUUAUUCCCACCUAACGUGUAAGGGCUUAUAAAACUAGUGACCUCAUUUGUUUUUCCUAGUCUGAUAUGUAACCUUGUGAUAAUUUUGCAUGUUAUUCCACACUUCUUCAUAAACAUGUUUACCCCUUA
Messenger RNA from Rhineura floridana, 3996 nucleotides. It is a transcript of the gene KATNB1, whose product is annotated as katanin regulatory subunit B1. Gene Ontology annotation, cellular component: katanin complex. Gene Ontology annotation, molecular function: microtubule binding. Gene Ontology annotation, biological process: microtubule severing; microtubule depolymerization. Bases 601 to 2577 code for a protein of 658 amino acids. NCBI's taxonomy places the organism in Eukaryota, Metazoa, Chordata, Lepidosauria, Squamata, Rhineuridae. The transcript has 20 exons. The record is from RefSeq and is a predicted model, not a curated record.